This is a messenger RNA of Dermacentor andersoni, 748 nucleotides long. Lineage: Eukaryota; Metazoa; Arthropoda; Arachnida; Ixodida; Ixodidae. The record is from RefSeq and is a predicted model, not a curated record.
AUCCCGUACCUCUGGUUCAGCCGCGCCAUACAAUUUUUUCUGCAAAGCCCAGAACCACUGCUGCCCCGGCUACAAUUGUACAGCCACUAUCAGCUGGCUACUUGUCGGAGCCCAGAACCACUGUUGCCCCAGCUCCAAGCCAGCCAAAUGCAGUGGACUGCAUGUCAGAGCCUAGUACAAGCUGCACACAAGUGCAGAGCACUGCAAGGGCUUCGACACCAGAGCCAGCGCUAGAAGAUGGCUUCAUCAGCGAGAUGCCAGGCAUGGUGCCAAAUGACUUCGCUGACAUUGACCUGUUCGCUGAAGAAGAGGCCGUCGAUGUGGUAAUCGGAUCCUCAAGAGAUGAUGGAAAGAUGUAUGCUGGAUCCGGGAAGUGGAUUGACAAGGCAGCAUGGGGGACACUGUUCCGGGCGUCGGGCGACUCCAUGUUUUGUCGCAUGGCUUCAACUAUUUACUGGACGCCUAAUGAACUCCGGAACAGAAGUGUCACCGGAACCUUGUCAAACAAGUCGCGGUCCAUGGGAAGGACGGAGGCCAGACAAGCUGUAACACCAGAGAAGCUGUCAUCCUUGAAAAGCCUCCUCCGGAUCUUCAUGGGCAGCGAUGUGACGCCAGAAGACGAGAAAAAAAGAAUGAAGAGUGUACGCAGGCACCUGGCGCAAAAACUUGCUGAUGCACAAAGGAAGUAGUGCCGCUGAUACAGCUACAAAGCCUGUCCCAAAAGUUUGUGCAGUUCAUGCCACCACAC